AUGAGUCAUGUGUAUUACUUUGGUAAUGAGUCUUUCAAGCCAUUAGGAUAUAUAGAACUAGAGGACGGCGAUUUGUUCAUUACAAGAAUUCGGUUCUCUGAAGAGGAUAUGAAUGACUAGGAAUUCAUAGGAUUUGAUGACUCCUUCUAUAAAAGCAAAAAAUAUAAGUAUGACAGAAAAUUUUAGAAAGUAGAAUCAGGUUGCGAAGUAGUUUAUGUAUUGGAUGAAAGGGGCUAAAUAUGGACAUUUGGAUCUGGCUCUAAGGGUUAGUUAGGAUUAGAUAAGAGCAUUCAUAAAAUAAAUAAGCCUAUGAACAUACACAAAUAUAGAAAUGCAAUUAAGGAUAAAGUUAAAUGUAUCACAUCAUGUCACAAUCAUACCUUAGCGCUUACUGAUACAAAUAAGAUAUAUGCAUGGGGAGAAUCAAUAAAUGGAAAACUGUUUGAUUUAGAUCAAAAUUUGAUUUUGAGGCCAACUUUGAUAAAUUAGAAUUAAUUUAAUUUUGGAGAAAAUAAUGAUUGUGAUAAUGUCGAUGGCCUUUACUAAAGUUAAGGCAAUUUAACUAAAUCCUCUUCUUCUUUACUUAAAAGAGAAAGCUCUUUAAGAGUAAUUAAUAGAAUUUCUUAAGACAAAGGUUCGGUAUCUUAGUUUAGUAUUAAUGCGAAAAAUAGCUUAAAAGAAAGAAGUCCUGGUAAAAAGAUAUUGCAAAAAAAUAUUUCUUAGAUAUCUCAGUAAUAGUAAUAGGAUACAAUAAAUACUCCUUUGAGCAUUGAUAGUUCGAAUUAAUUGCUAAAUAGCGAUUCAAAAAGAUUUUUGCCUAGCAUUUAGAAAAAUAAAUUAAAUUUAUAAGUAAUAAACAGAAAAACUAGUCAUUAUCAUGGUAACAGAAAGAGUAACUACGAAGCAGAAGAUUUACAAACAAAUAGAUCUGUAAAAGGAUCUCUUUUCUCUAACUAGAUUUAUUAAAAUUAAAUCUAAAAUAAAAACACAGAUCCUAUACUUCUUGCAGUAGGUUCAAUACACUCUCUCAUAUACAUAAAUGGAAAAUUGUAUUCUUGUGGUAAAAACUACAACGGUAUUUUGGGAAUUGGACAGUCUAAAAUAGAGUUUUCGAAAAUACCUUAGCAAAUAACAUUUCCAAAAAAAACAAUAAAAAUCGUUGGUAUAUCAGCUAACUUUUUCCAUAGUCUAGCAUGGGAUGAUAAUGGCAAUAUUUAUUCAUGGGGAGAAGGUUAGCAUGGAUAAUUAGGUCAUCCUAUUGAAAAGGGAUACUCUUUUAAUAAGCAAGAAUUCACUCCUAAAAGAAUUUAAACUUUACAAGGAAAAUUUGUAAUCCAAGCAUCAUGCGGUAUGAAAUAUUCUGCCGCUGUUACAAACGAAGGAGAACUUUAUGGAUGGGGAAAGGGAGAUUACAACUAAGUCGAGAGCUAAGAUGAUUAACAAAAUUCUUUGAUGGAAAGUUUAUAUCCAAAAAAACUAAUGCCAGAAGACAGCAAUUUUAUCCAUGUUAAGUUUAUCAAGGUGAGUUGUGGGGCGAGUCACAAUGCGACAAUCGACUAGUUUGGAAGGCUUUACACUUGGGGAAAUAGUUCAGAAUAUUGUUUAGGACACUUAAAAUAGUAAGACUUGAAAUUUCCUUAAUUAGUUCGAAUUCUUAAAGAUAAAGUUACAAUUGAUGUCUCUUGUGGGGAUAAAUUCACAGUCGUUAUUUAAGAAGAAGACCUCUCUGGUAGAAAAGCUAACAUAGUAGAUUAAUUUAAGCAGAGGAAUAUCAACAACAUUCGCCAAAAGAUAAAAAGCUUAUACGAUUAUAGUAAACUAAAAAUGAAUGUUGGAGGAGAUGUUGAGGAAAAAGAUAAUGAAAAAUAAACUAUUGAAACCAAGUAAGAUGAGAGUGUGAUAGAUUAGAAUGUUUCUGGAUUAAAUAUUUCACUUUCUUAUAUAUCUCCUGAAUCUCCCAUCUCUUAAAGGAUAGAUAAAGAUUCUCCAAAAAAAUCAAAACGAGGUUUAAAGCUGAAUUUAAAGCAUGUUAAUGACUUAAAAUAACCAACAGGUCAUUUACCUCAUUUGUCUAAUUAAAGCUCUAUGUAAUUCAAUUAUAUGACAAAUGCUAACUCAAAUAACCACACCCAUAGAAAUGAAUUUGAAAUUGAUUUAGAGGAGCUAAUUGAUAAAAGAAAUGGCAGUGGAGAUUUCGAUAUUUAAGACUCCAAGGAUUCUUAAAAUCAAUUGCUUAAAAAUAUCAAAAGUGCUCUAGAAAAGGAUUUUUCAAAUAGUAAAACUUUCAGAGCCAUUUAAGAAAAUCUUCAAAUCAAGAACCUAAAGGAAUUUCUUAAAAAACAAAAUAAAAAUAUCAAAGACAGUAACUUAAAAGUAACUCAUAGAAAUAACAGUGAACAAAUCCAAAUUGUAUUUGAUGAAUGCUCUGAGACACUAGAUCAAAAAGAAUAGAAUGACCCUUUAUAUUUACCUUUUAUUUCUCCAUAUACUAACUCCAGCGACCAAACUGCUGCUUACUUUGAUUUAAAUGAAGAUGGACACGUAAAAUAAAUAGCUGAGAAUAAGUAAGAGCAGAUUCUUUCCUAACACUCAGCAAUUUCUCAAUUUUUAGGAAAUUUACUUGAGACUAAGAAUGAAACACUGAAAUAUGAAUACAUCGAGAUGGUAAGAAGAGGUUUAGAAGAUAGCCAUCUGUUUUAUUUGAUUUCUGAUCCUAAAGAAGGAAUUGUUUAAAAUAAUAGAGAAAGAGAGAAAUUAAAAUAGCACCUAAAUAAAAAAAUAAUAAACUAUUCUCAAAUGAAUGUUUAAGUAAUAGGUGAAACUAAAAAAAUUGUGGAGGCAUAGAAAAAAUACAUGAGCAAUUUAAUAAAUAAUUGCAGAAAAGCUUAAGAAAAAGCAAAAUAAGUAGUUGGAAAAUUCAAUAAGCACUCUGGAGUUGAUCCUACUUUAUUAAAACCAAAUAAAAGGUAUGCGCCUUUACUAAAUGCAAUGAGCUCUCCAGAUGAAUAUAAAAAGUAUCAAAAUGAUAAAUUAAAGCAAGAAAAAGAUAAAAAGAACGAAAGAAUCCAAUAAGCAGAAGAAAGAAGAGAAGAAAUAUUCUUAUAAAAGAGGAAUGCAAUGAUUAAAAAAAUAGAAGAAAAAUCAAUACAUUACAACAGAGAAUAAGUAAUGCUUAAAGAAAUCAUUCAAAGAGAUUUGGUGAAAAAGAAAUUAGUCAUUAAAUAUUUACAAACAGAAUAAAUGCUUCAAUUUUUUAAUGGAAUUGCUAGAAUUUGCAUGCAGAAAAAGAAAUAAAACAUGAUAGAAUAAUAAAAAGCAAGAAUUAUAUAAACUAAUUACAAAAAACACAAAACAUUAGCUAAAAUAAAACUACUAAGUGCCAUUCAAGUGGCUCUAAUAAAAGCUUAUCUAAAAAGAAGAAUCCUCAAAAAUGCAGCUAGAAAUAUUUUUCUUCACUUUACACAAUAAAAAUAUAAAAAACUAAUAUCUUCUAAGAUAAGAUAGACAAUUGAGAGUGGAAAAUGGAAAGUCAAAGCAAAAUUAGACAUAAAACCAAGUGCUCAUAAAUGA
Tetrahymena thermophila SB210 is the source of this 3570-nucleotide messenger RNA. RefSeq names its product regulator of chromosome condensation (RCC1) protein. The transcript has 17 exons. The record is from RefSeq and is a predicted model, not a curated record. Lineage: Eukaryota; Ciliophora; Oligohymenophorea; Hymenostomatida; Tetrahymenidae.